Messenger RNA from Linum tenue, 825 nucleotides. Lineage: Eukaryota; Viridiplantae; Streptophyta; Magnoliopsida; Malpighiales; Linaceae. The record is from the annotation of a GenBank genome assembly.
AUGCCUCAUUUGGAUUCUGCCCUUUUGACGCCCUUUGUGGAGAGGUGGCAGCCAGACACUAACACCUUCCACAUGCCAUUUGGGGAGAUGUCGAUACUUAUCCACGAUGUUCACUACAUUCUUCGUCUUCCAAUGGAUGGAGCAUUGUUGAGAUAUGACUCGCCGCAGCCGGAGGCUUUAAAGGCCGACAUGUGUGGUCUUAUUCGAGUUGGCGACUUGGAAGGGGCUGUUGGUGGUAAGUGGAGUACUAUUUGGUAUAUGAAUGGUGGCAUGCAUGGAGAGGGUGCUUUGUUUCGUGCUGGUGAGCUUCAGAUUAAGGAGGUUGAGGUGCAGUGUUACUUGUUUCUGCUGCUAGGGUCCACAUUGUUUGUGGACAAGAGUCGAGAUCGCAUUCGUCCUGCAGUCAACUUAUAUCUGAAGAAGUACCAUGAUGUGGCUGGGUACGCUUGGGGUGUUGGUACACUUGCCUAUCUUUAUAGACAGCUUGGUGUUGCUUCACGAGCUGGCGGUAAGGGAGUGUGUGGAUAUUUGACACUCUUGCAGGCUUGGAUAUAUGAGUACUUCCCCGACUUUCGUCCUAAUAGAGUGCAACAACAUUCUCCAGAGGACCCUCGUGCUUCAUUGUGGGUGUGUAGUCGUUUGAAGGGUAGAGAUGUUGCAAAAGAACGUUUAGUACGCUACCGUAGCAUAUUGGAUGGCAUGUCUGCGGAUGAUGGAAACAUGACACUAACAGUCUCGACCAAUCCUCCUGCCUUGUCACUGACUAUCGCAUGUGGAGUGAUAGAUCCAAAAAUGAAUUGCAAGUGCCUCAAAAUCCACUCGUAG